This is a messenger RNA of Sclerotinia borealis F-4128, 2472 nucleotides long. NCBI's taxonomy places the organism in Eukaryota, Fungi, Ascomycota, Leotiomycetes, Helotiales, Sclerotiniaceae. The record is from the annotation of a GenBank genome assembly.
AUGCGCCCUGCUUUGCAACGACUCAUCUCUAGAGAUUCAUCAUUGAAUCACCUUCGAUAUCUAGUACGCGCAACGGAUACACCGCCAUCAACCAACAUUAAAUAUGAUUGUAUUGGUAGAAAAUGCAAUCGAAAUUAUCCAAGUCACGGCGUUAUAUCAGGAGCUGCGAACCAGCACGACACACAAUCCGAUAGCGAUAGUCCAAAUCCUGCGCAACUUGUUAUACGCCAUGUCAAUUCAAAUAUUUCCUUAAAUGGCUCCCGCACAGUUGUGUCUAAUCCCGAUACGGAGUCGAUGACGACCAAAGAAUAUAAAAUAUGGAAAGAUUACUUUACACCUGACGAACUCGAAUAUGAAUCGCGCGUAUCCAAAACGAUCUCCGCAGACGCAGCACGGUUAGUCGAUAAUCCAAUUUAUGAGAAAGACAUGGAAUUGUGGGCGGUGCUCCUGGUAUAUAGGCGACGAAGAUAUGGUGUUGAGGGCGUGAGGAUGUUUUGGGAAGCGAUGCGUACCAGAAGUAUACAUUUGCCGGUCGAAGGUUUGGCAUCUUGGACAAUGUGGAGAGCCUUUGUUGAUUUGGGUCUUCAAGAUCAGGUCGUUCUCGAAAGUAUCAUCCAAUAUGCAGAUGACCUGCUGCAAGAAACCGGCCAGCGCUGGAAUGGGCUUUACAUGAAGCUUAUGUAUCAUCUCCUAAUGAAUGAUAGAGGUGCUGAAGCAUUCCAAUGGCAUCGAAGACUAAUGGUGCGUCAUCCGCCUCACGGUAGAGCGUUUGAGAAGUUAUGUUUCCACGUGAUUACUCUCAAAGGAGAUGUCGAAGCUCUACGGAAGAUUUAUGAAGCAAGUAGAUUCCAUGUCUCAUACUCUAGCAUCAUAGUACCAUUCUAUCGUCAAGAAGAAUACGCAUCUGCAUACAAAUGGCACUUUUCCCUUUUUCAGAAGAAAGACUUUCCAAAAUCUGCAAGACCUACCGAGGAAUUGAUUCGACUUUUGACAAAAUUUGGAAGCCCGUUGGCUCACAGGGUCGCCCGCAGCUUAGUACUUAUAGGCAUGUCUUUACCCCCCGAUCUAGAGAACGAGCUCAAAGAGUCUCGACGUAUAUCCAGAGAGAUGAUGAAUCUCGUUCAUGGUAAGGUCUUUAAAAUCGAGCCUAAGGAGUAUGACGAUGAAUUAGGAGCUCGAUGGCUUGCUACAUCAUGGGUGCCAUUAGAUAUAUCCAUAAAAUCCAUCCACGCACUUGGAGUAAGAGAAAUUGGACCCCUGUCAUUUCAGUCUAUUGCUCUGCGAGAUCCGAAUAGUAAAGCCAUUGUCAAGAGGCUUGAUCAGCUCGCAGAACUUGGCAUAUCUCCCGGUCAAUCGAAGUUUGUUAAGGCCGUGGAAACUUUUGCGAGAGAAGAGAAUCACGAAUUUCUAAAAGCAUUGUUGAAUAGCGACCAGCAUCCUGCGGCACUUGACGAUUGGAUACUCCAGGAGAAGCUCCUGGCUUCUUUUGCUGCUAGAGAACAACUGACCGAAUUUAGGCGAACCAUGGCCAUACGAUUAGUUGGGAGUAGAACUCCUGAUUUCGAUAUUUACAACAUACAUCUGAGGAUCUGCGUCAUCAGACAUCAAUGGGAAGCUGUGCUCAAGACAUUAUCUGACAUGCGGAUGAAUCGUGUACCGGCGAAGCCGGGUUCCAUAUCCUGUAUCUUAAGACAAUUAUUGCGGCCACGUCGACGCGGUCGGCGACCUGCGACGGAUCCCAGACACAACAAUGUCGAUGAUUUGACUAUGGCAAUCAAAAUUCUCACAGGAAUCAUGACAUCUGGUUCAUCAGUUCCAGUACGUCAUUGGUCCGAAAUCAUUAGAAGACUUGGGAUGCUCGGCCGUGAGAAAGACUUACACAGUUUGUGCAUGUUUUUAGCUUCCUGGUAUGGCUCAAAAAAUCACGAUCUUCUACCUGGUGCAAACUACCUGCGAAUUCGAGAUCGCACACAGGUUCCAGAUGAUCUCAUUCCCACAUGGCACCAUCAACAUCCUCUUAGGUGUCUCUUCCCACCCAGUCUGCAAAGAGCCAUUGUGGAAUGGGGUUUCCAACGAGCAUUAGUCAGCCCGACGCCAAGUGUUCUGGGUCUUGCACGUGUGAAUAAGAAAAUAACAUACAACAUCACGAAUGGUAUUGUACUUUUGCGAGAACUCUAUCAAAUGGGUGUGGAGAUUCAGCCGGAUACGAUCAGGAGAGCAAUUGUUGAUCGCUUGGUCAUUCUAUAUGGACCAGGAAGGUCCACUGUUAAAGCGAAUCGACAAGCGCGAAUUCUGAAUCCUCUGAGUUUGGAAGAGAUUCUAGCUGAAAUCGAUGAUUGUCUUCCAGGGACAAAAAUGUUUCCUUAUCCAGAUGCGGCAAAAUAUAUUCAGCACCGAGCCAAUAUCAGAUUUCUGAGAGUUAGACGUUGGCGCAUGAAGCGAGAUGCCAGACGGCGAUUGACAGGGAAAUGA